Messenger RNA from Aspergillus glaucus CBS 516.65, 553 nucleotides. RefSeq lists its product as uncharacterized. NCBI's taxonomy places the organism in Eukaryota, Fungi, Ascomycota, Eurotiomycetes, Eurotiales, Aspergillaceae. The transcript is spliced from 3 exons. The coding region runs from base 193 to 513 and encodes 106 amino acids. The record is from RefSeq and is a predicted model, not a curated record.
AUCGAGCUUUGCUAACUAUCAUCUCUUUCAAGGACCAUCCGAAUCGUCUGUCGAAGCACCAUACGAGCUAUUCCCUACGACUGCCCUCAUUAUGCCUGCCAUUGGUGGUCCACCGCCGCCGGCGCCAUGGCCCGUGAAAGAUAUCAUAUACGUGGCUAUAGUCGGUCCGGUCAUGCUGGCAGCGUUGUUUGAAUGGGUGCUUUGGCUUGUUGCAUUCUUGUUCUGUCUUGUCAAGGUCUACACGAAAGCAGACCAUUGGUCUGUAAGAUUCCUCGCCGUGGUCAUCAUGAUUUUCUUCACGUUGUUGAGAGCUAUCUUCCUCCCGAUUAUGAUUGUCACUCUUCCUCUGCCAGCACAAAUUACCCGGUACUUUCCAGUUCGGGGAGUUACUAUCCUGCAAUGGUUUGCGUUUUGGUCAUUCGCCGGGCUACUUAUACUGCCGUUCCUCCUUUGCGUCCAUCGGCUCGUCACAAACUCGCUUGGAAGGGCAAAGAGGAUAAAGCAGGUUCUUGACGACCGUACUGCUCCGAAGACAGUUAUCGUGAUGCCAGUG